GCGGGCGGGCAGGUGUCCGGGGACCGUCGCGGGUCCGAGAGGGGCGGCGCGCCCGGUGCCACCGCGGCCCGGGGCGCGGAGCCUGGGGCGGCCCCGGCGGCCCCGCGCGAUGCGCCGCUCAAGCACAGACGAGUCCACGUACCGGCGCAGCCCGUCGCCGCCGGGCAAGGAACCUGGCUUCGCGCGCGGCGGCGCCUUCUUCGGCCUGCACGCCAAUCCCGGUCCCAAGGCGGCCCAGGCGCGCUACACGUCGCCCAAGGGUAACAAGUACGUAGUCUUCUAUCUGGACCUCUCCUUCAUCUUCCUCCUAGAGCUGAAGCGCUGCAGCAUGGCGCGCGGCUGCCUCCAGGGCGUCAAGUACCUCAUGUUCGCCUUCAACCUGCUCUUCUGGCUGGGAGGCUGCGGCAUCCUGGGCGUUGGCAUCUGGCUGGCCGCCACGCAGGGGAACUUCGCCACCCUGUCCUCCUCCUUCCCGUCCCUGUCGGCCGCCAACCUGCUCAUUGUCACCGGCACCUUUGUGAUGGCCAUUGGCUUUGUGGGCUGCAUCGGGGCCAUCAAGGAGAACAGAUGCCUCCUGCUCACUUUCUUCGUGCUGCUGCUGCUGGUGUUCCUGCUGGAGGCCACCGUCGCCAUCCUCUUCUUCGCCUACACUGACAAGAUCGACAGGUACGCGCAGCGGGACCUGAAGAGGGGCCUGCACCUGUACGGAACCCCGGGCAACGUGGGCCUCACCAACGCCUGGAGCAUCAUCCAGACAGACUUCCGCUGCUGCGGGGUCUCCAACUACACCGACUGGUUCGAGGUCUACAACGCCACGCGCGUGCCCGACUCCUGCUGUCUGGAGUUCAGCGAGAGCUGCGGGCUGCACGCGCCCGGCACCUGGUGGAAAGCGCCCUGUUACGAGACGGUGAAGAUGUGGCUUCAGGAGAACCUGCUGGCCGUGGGCGUCUUCGGACUGUGCACAGCUCUGGUGCAGAUCCUGGGGCUGACCUUCGCCAUGACCAUGUACUGCCAGGUGGUGAAGGCGGACACCUACCGUGCGUAGGCUGCGUGCUGCCUGCCAUCCCUGCUUCGCUGCCAAAGGAUGUUGCCCACUGGGGAGAGGACUGCGUCCCCACCUGCCUCCCCCGUUGCAGGACUUCUCACCAGCUUGGGCAUAAGGAGGGGAGGAGCAGGCAGCCAGACCCCCCAGGACUCCCAGCCAGGCCUGUGAACGUGAUGCUGGAUGGGGUGGCCGAGUCCUGGCCUGGGGCUGGGGUCGGGAGGGGCUUCUGGCACUUUUUACACCCAAGUAUUCACCAGAGUAGUGUUUUCCCCAACAAACCCUGUCCAGGGCAGGGGGUUGGGGCCACACACGGGUUGGGGUGGGAGGUGAGGGGCUGACCGCUGGUCCUGGUGCUCGAGGCGGGGCCACAGCCCCGCCAUCCACAUUCCACAGUGGGGCCAGGGUAGGCUCUGGGUGCAUCUUAAUAAAGUGUGUGGGCAGCAGCCCCUGA
Messenger RNA from Camelus dromedarius (Arabian camel), 1496 nucleotides. It is a transcript of the gene TSPAN4, whose product is annotated as tetraspanin 4. NCBI's taxonomy places the organism in Eukaryota, Metazoa, Chordata, Mammalia, Artiodactyla, Camelidae. Bases 110 to 1045 code for a protein of 311 amino acids. Gene Ontology annotation, cellular component: plasma membrane. The record is from RefSeq and is a predicted model, not a curated record. The transcript has 7 exons.